AUCAGUGAAAGGUGAAAGAUUCGUUGUAACUAUAUAAGCACGUGUUUUAUACACCAGGAGACAUUUAUCAUUGAAUUCUGAAUCCACUCAAGUCCAUCUCACCAUGCGCUCCCUGAUUAUUGUUUUGGGCUUGAUAGCGGCCAUCGCUACAGCCACAGCCAGUGAUUACCAUGAGCACGAGCACUCGACGUAUGAAGAAAAAACGAAACCCGUUGAAAUUCCUAUUUAUAAAAAAUACGCAAUACCAAUACCUCAUCCAGUGCCUGUGAAGGUGGAUCAGGAGAUUAAAGUGCCGGUUCCUAAGCCAUAUCAGGUCCAAGUCCGAAUACCUCAUCCCUAUCCAGUCGAAGUUGUAAAAAAUGUUGAAAUACCGAUAGAGAAGCACGAGCCCUACGUUGUGGAGAAGAAGGUACCUUUCAUUGUGGAGAAACCAUAUCCUGUUUACGUGGAUAAGAAAUUCCCUGUGCCCGUGGCAAAGCCAUAUGCAGUUCAUGUGCCUAUUUAUAAACAUGUUUUCCAUCACACUUCAGGUGGUAAAGGCUGGCAUUAAAUUCUACCCGUUACCACCAAUUGUGACAAUUCGCAGAUUGUGAUUUCGAAGGCCUCGCCUUAUUUGUUAUGUUUUCACUCUGAACUGUUUGUUUUUUUAUGUAAUUUAAUAGUUUAAUAAAAAAAGAUUCUUGAAAGUA
Molecule: messenger RNA, 689 nt
Organism: Diachasmimorpha longicaudata
Lineage: Eukaryota; Metazoa; Arthropoda; Insecta; Hymenoptera; Braconidae
Product: MAGE-like protein 2
Exons: 4
Coding region: 104-550 (148 amino acids)
Source: RefSeq, a predicted model, not a curated record